CGUCGACCGGCUCGAGGACUUCGGGGUUCGCCGCCGUCGGGGGGACCCGGUCGUUCGGAGCCGGGCGGGCGGCCGAUGCGAAUUCAAGCACGACAGCUGAAUGGAACUGUUGAUGAGAUCGAUGUGCUGCCAGAUGCCACCGCCCGCGAGUUGAAACAGCUGCUCAAGGACUCGGCCUACAGCUGCAGUGACUCGAGUGACGAGAUCACACGUGCGUUGACCAUCGUGGAGGUGGUCUUCGAGAUGCACCAGUUGGACGAUGAAGAAACGCUGCUUGAGGCAGGCAUCACUGCUGGCACCGAGGUGCCCGAUGAGACCUUGGUGGAGCGCGGCUGCGGCCGCCGCCUCGAUCCUGAGACAGGGGAGAUCUACCACCUGAAGUUUAGGCCGCCACCCGAGGAGGUGGUCGAGCGCUUGGUGCACCGCAGUGACGACCAGGACAGGCGAUGUUCAGCCGCGGUUUGGCUACGCUGGUUUCGCCGCCGUUCGGGGCCCAAGAUUUUGGGGUAGGGACCAUAGCAUUAGCUUUAGCUGGAAUAGGCAAAUCACACCAGACCAAAAGACGGAAAGCACCAAUAGAAUGAUACGUGAUGUUAUGGGUACUCCACGCAGUAACCAGAUAUGAUAUGUUCAAUAAAUGAUAUGGAUUAAUUGAUAAUUGACUUUUAA
Molecule: messenger RNA, 669 nt
Organism: Durusdinium trenchii
Lineage: Eukaryota; Dinophyceae; Suessiales; Symbiodiniaceae
Source: the annotation of a GenBank genome assembly